Messenger RNA from Paraphaeosphaeria sporulosa, 1053 nucleotides. RefSeq lists its product as uncharacterized. The record is from RefSeq and is a predicted model, not a curated record. The coding region runs from base 1 to 1053 and encodes 350 amino acids. Lineage: Eukaryota; Fungi; Ascomycota; Dothideomycetes; Pleosporales; Didymosphaeriaceae. The transcript has 4 exons.
AUGACAAGGCUUUAUCAAUCUCCUUGCUUGUUUGUGUUGCAGCGGCCUGACUGCGCCCCACGUAGUCUGACACAACUCAUCUUGACUUCACUCCUGCAUCGAACACCAAGCUCAACGAUUCAAACUACCCCUGUGACAAGAACGGGAAUGGGCUCCUACAGUGCCUACGACCACGCGUACGACAGUCGAUUCAAGAUCCCUUCCACCAGCUCACCGACGGCUGUGAAGCGAUUCUUGGAGACGAUUAAGGGAGGAGAGGGCAACGAGGAAAAGCACUACGCUCGGUGGCGCAAUGAGCAGGACGAACGCUGGCGUGCCCGCUUGCCUCGCAAGAGCGAGCGAGCAGCGUUGAGCCUGAAUGCCAAAUCGUCAAGCCAGUUGCAAUCUCGCUUCUUCCAACUGCCGCUCGAAGUGCGAGAUGACAUCUAUCAGUACAUCUUCGAUGGCGGCACUCUGCGGCUCGAUGUGCAAGAGAAGGUCGAUGGGAAGGUCGUGCGGAACAAAGAGCCGUAUAGGUUGAGGAAUCUGGAGCCACAGCAGUGCGUAGCCAUCCUGCAAGCUUGCAAGAGGACAUACGUCGAAGCUGCGCAUCUACUCUACACCACCCACACUUUUAUGUUCUCGGAUCUCACCAGUUUCCUGUGUUUCGAGCGACUCGUGCCCAGCCAUCAUUGGCACCGCAUCAAGAGUAUCGGUAUCACGUGGGACUACGAUGAGGUUGGUCACGACUUCGAAUACGACCACCUUCCGUGCCCGACGAAUGAGGAAACCUGGAAAGAAGUGUGUCGGGCCGUCUCCGAGAUGAAAGGGCUUGAACAUCUCAGAGUGGAUUUAGAAAAGUGCCCGAUGAACCCUUAUCAGGCUUCGGAUCUCGACCUUCAGCAGCCACUUCGGGACAUCACGGCCCCUAUCGUACUCGAUUUAUUCGUUUAUGGUAAGAGAAAAGCCUUGACCGCCAUCUGUGGGUGUGGAUGCGGGGGAAUCGAGGGCAGGUGUUACGGGAGCGUGGCGUUCGACCAAACUUCGCUUGACUACGAGUCAGACUCUGAGUAA